AUGUCUAAAUCAUCAUCAACAUCAGCGACGUCAGAGUCAAUACCGGUAGCUUCAAGUGCCACCACGAAUAGCACUACCAAUGGCACUAUUGCUCGUCCAGAGGAUCCAGAAACCACUACUCAACAGCCAAUUAUUUUUGCACCUGAAACGUAUCAAUACACUAAAGGUCAUCUUGAUGAAUCCCAAGUUUUAAAUAAUCCAUUGGACCAAUUCCAUUUAUGGUUUAAAGAGGCACAGGAACAACUACCAAAAGAAUCUGAUAUUAUAGUCGAAGCAACGACAUUCUCAACCGCAAGAUUACCAAGUGGCCGUGUCUCUAGUCGUAUUGUUCUUUUAAAAGAGUUGGACAAGUACGGGUUCUUGAUUUACUCGAACUGGGGCACAUCCAAAAAAUCACAAGAUUUUGAAACCAACAAGUAUGCGAGCUUGACAUUUUUUUGGCCACACAUUCAACGUCAAGUUAGAGUGGAAGGUAUUAUGGAGCAUGUCACGAGAGAGACUAGUGAACGGUAUUACAAAACGAGACCAAGAGGUUCCAAGAUAGGAGCAUGGGCAUCCCCACAGAGUUCCAAGAUGAACUCGAGAGAUGAUUUGAAUGUUUUAAACAAGGAGUAUGAAGAUAAGUUUAAGGAUUUAAAAGAUGACGAAAUCCCAUGUCCCGAAUACUGGGGAGGUAUUAGGAUUGAGCCAUUGGAGGUGGAGUUUUGGCAAGGCGGGUUGAGCAGAUUGCACGAUAGAAUCACAUUUAGACGUGAAGUAAAGUCUGACCCAAAUUGGGAAAUCAUUAGACUUGCUCCUUAG
Molecule: messenger RNA, 801 nt
Organism: Lodderomyces elongisporus
Lineage: Eukaryota; Fungi; Ascomycota; Pichiomycetes; Serinales; Debaryomycetaceae
Gene: PDX3
Product: pyridoxamine-phosphate oxidase
Exons: 1
Coding region: 1-801 (266 amino acids)
Biological process (GO): pyridoxine biosynthetic process
Molecular function (GO): FMN binding; pyridoxamine phosphate oxidase activity
Source: RefSeq, a predicted model, not a curated record